Molecule: messenger RNA, 3474 nt
Organism: Cladocopium goreaui
Lineage: Eukaryota; Dinophyceae; Suessiales; Symbiodiniaceae
Source: the annotation of a GenBank genome assembly
AUGGAUCUCCAGAGCGAUGCAGAAAAGAGACAUUUGCACGCUGCUUUGCCGUGCAUUUCAGUUGACAAUGCUUCCUACCUUGUUGAUUCCAACUUGGUAGCGGAGCCCAUGGCUCGACCGGGCCUUGGGCUCCGUUGCCAACGUUGGCUGCUGACUGGUUGUCGUGCACUUCUCUUUGGAUUGAUUGCCUCGAUGCUUCUCAUCACUGGCUUUGAAUUGACCUUGAUCAAGGGAGCUGAUUGGCAGUUCAGUUUGAAUGAGACAACGACAGAACACGUGCGACGCAGCCUUCCGUUGGCAACGACGACGACGAAUGAGCCCAAUGUGCACUCAGCAGUUCGUUUUCAGCUGACCGUGACCUUGGAUGUUGAAACAGACGGGAAUGACCACAUCUGUUUAUCCUUGGCGAACCAGACUGGAUUCUAUGCUGCUUACAAGAAUGAUUUGUACAUCAGAGAUGGUACCUCACCGAGUUUUGAUCUAAUGAGAGCAAAGGCAUUGAGUGUUGCUCAGACUGCUUUGACAAUGUGGACCAAUGGAUCGCAUGAAGAAAUGCUCGUGGAUCGCCGUCUGUCCGCGGACCGCAAUGUACAUAGAGAUCGCGCAGUGCCUGUGUACAGCCAGUCUAAUGUCCAUCAGAGCGAUGCAGGCCCACCAUUUGUGGGUACUGCGACACUAAAAGUGCCGCCAAGCUGGUGCAUCGAGAGGAACCAUGUGUAUUCUCUCAGAACUUGGAUUUCCGAUUUGGUAUUGUGGGCAAGCGCCAGCGAUCUGGAUCCCAUCCGCCAUGGCCCUGUGGCCGCCUUGCAAGUGCAAGGAACUGCUAGGGAAUUAGUUCGGGAGCUGACCCCUCACCAAUUGCAACACGGAGAUGUUGACCCGAGCUCGGGCCAGCAGCUCACCGGCCUCAUGCUGCUGGUGACGGUGCUGGCUAGACGAUACGCACCACUGGAAACGGAAAACACAACAAAGAGCAUUUCAGAAUUUCUUUCCUUUCGCAGAAUGCCUGGAGAGGGGAUUGAUAGCGUAUUGGUCAGGUUCGACAUCUUGAGAAAUAGAGCAAACAUGAGAGCAGGUUUCGCAGUUAAUUUCACCGGGCUUGCAUGGCUGCUCAUGCAAUCGUUGAAUCUGCCUGCGGAACUCUGGGACCGACUCCUAGCGCCUCUGGGAGGCAACAUGCCGCAGCAGGAGCAUGAAUUGGGUGCCCUCAUGGAAAGGUUAAGGAGGUUGUUUCAUUUGCGAGAAGGCAGGUUUCAAGGAAGUCACCAGCAAGGUGCUACAGGUGAUCCUGGCAGUUUCUUUGCAGAAGGGUAUUUUCCAACUUUCGCAUCCGAAGCAUGUCCACCUCAGAAUGCAUUCAUGACAGGUGGCCCUGACCCACCUGAUCCUUGGGCCGCUUACCACGGCUCAAUGCCUCAUCAGCCAGGCAAUGCACAUGUGAACGAUUCAGCUUGGAGAGACUGGCAGCCAAGUCAGCCAACGGCUCAAUCAGCCUUUCCAACUGCAGACGGAUCAUGUCCCACAUGUGGGGGAAUGUAUUUGCAAGAUGGGGGUAGCACUGAUACAAGUUCUGAUGAUGGGUCCCAAUCUCAAGUUGAUGGUAUUGAUCCAACCGAAGCUUACCAAGAGUAUGCAUUUGCUCGGAAAAAAUGGCGUCGAGUUGCAAACAAGUUUCCUAGGCGCUACAGAAGGGGUUUUAAGGGCAGCAGUAAAGGCUCCAAAUCACACAGUUACUCUUCCUUUCUUCCCCCGGGGGCAUUUGCUGGUGGUAAGGGUAAAGGAAAAUCCCCAUCAAAGAAGCGGAACCCACGCGACAAGUCAGGCCAAGUGAUGCGUUGCAACAUAUGCCAAUCAGAAGAGCAUUUAUGGCGCAGCUGCCCCAAAAGACAGGCAGAUUCUGCAUAUCCAAGCGGUUCGAUUCAUCAACCAAGUGGGCAGCCUGCGCAGAAUCAGUUGGCUUUGAUCUCAACUAGCGCUGGCCAGCCAUUGCUGUGGGGACAUCCGGCCACCACGUCCCUGCCUGGUGUUCAUUUUUUCGGAACUGAGUUUGAAAACCUCCGCAGUGUUUCUCAGGCUGGCAGUGUCGUUUCUAGCAAUAGCAACCGCAAAAGAGCGACCUCAGAUGCACCUGAGUUGUUGACACCUAGGAACCCAACACGACCAGCUCCCAGCUGGAAUGCAGGCAGUCCUCCACCGCAAGUGUUUGCCACGCCACAGCCAAGUCUGUCCACUAGUCCGCAACCAGGUGUUUCGGCCAGUCCUAAGACAGCGCAGAGUAGUGGUAAGAGUUCUGUAGUUUUUGGUAGUGGACAUGCACAUGUUGAACCAUUGGUUGAAGGAGUGCCACAGCCUGGUGUGCCGCCUCCAACAGAGCCAGCACCAGGGUUUGUUGAACAACAUGAUUUGCCAAGUACUUCCGUGAAUGUUCCACAUGAGCAUGUAGUGCACAAUGAAGAGGGUCCCAGUAGAAUGCUUUCAGCUGAAGAGCGUAAGGAGAUGAGAGAUCGCACCGUCCAGGGUUUGCACAGUAUCAUUUUAGGUUUGGGGAAUCAGCCUUCAGGAUUUUCACAGCAGUCACCGCAGUCAAGCGAGCCAGGUGCAACCACUGGUGAUCGUCCUCGAGCAGUGCUGAACCUCGAAACACAUUUGACAGGCCAACAUGCCAUGCAGAAUGUAGGAAUGAAUCCCAGCCAAAUGCUGACGUUUGGAAGUGCAGGAUUUGCUGGAAGUGCACCUAGCAGUGGUAACACAUUUGUUUUCCCAUCUGCUGUUCCAUUGUUUCCAGUAUCAUCUCAGCCUAGAGAGCGUGAUGCCGAUGGGCAUUCCUAUCCCUGGUGGGAGGUGGAUGGCAUAAAGGAAGAAGAUGUCUCAAGAGCUAACAGCCAAAUCUAUCAUCUCCGGACACGAAGGCAGAACGGCGCAGUAGGGCUGCUCAUAGAUCCAGGCGCACACGAUAAUUUGAUCGGUGGCCGCACCGUGGAGCAGAUGUGUGAUGAGCUGCAGACAGCCUUGGUUCAGCGCUCAAUGAACAAACCUCUUCCCGUGGAAGGUGUAGGUAAAAGUGCCCAGGUGGCAGAAAAGGCUGCCUGUGUCCACAUGCGAGUGCAGGAUGUGCUGGGCAUUCUCACAGAUGCAACUUACACCGCGCCAAUUAUUCAAGACAGUUUGCUCCCACCGCUUCUAGGUAACAAGACAUUACGCAAGAUGCAAGUGAUCCUGGACUGUGGCAGUGGCAAGCUCAUAGUUCCAGGCCCUGGAGGCAUUGAGGUAAAGAUGAGUCCUGGCAGCCACGUGUAUGACUUGGAACUGACAACAAGCGGUCAUUGGGUCUUGCCUUUGCAUCCGCGUGCAUCAAGCUCCAUGUCCAAGUCUCACGAUGAGGAAUUGUCCUUCAACAUGUCAUGUCGCCAAAGCAGAUCGCAGUCACCGCCGCCGAAGCGCUCCAAGAGCGCGGAGGCACCCGCCGCCAACUGA